UGAUUUUGCAUUUCCGGGGGGAGAGAACUGUAUGUAAACAAUACAGUUCUCUCCCGUUGGCUCCAGCACACUGCUUUGUAUGGCAAAGCAGUGUACUUACAGUGACACGCGCACACACACAAAACACAGUAAAACACAGCACGCAGUUAACCGUUUGAUUGCCCCAGAUGUUAACCCCUUCCUGCCCAGUGCCAUUAGUACAAUUUCUGUGCUUUUUAUUAGCACUGAUCAAUGUACUGGUGUCACUGGGGAUGUCAGUGAUACCAAGUCAGUUCCCCCCAGUGUCAGAAUGCCCGCCGCAGUCCCGCUAUAA
This is a messenger RNA of Staurois parvus, 313 nucleotides long. Lineage: Eukaryota; Metazoa; Chordata; Amphibia; Anura; Ranidae. The record is from the annotation of a GenBank genome assembly.